Molecule: messenger RNA, 3035 nt
Organism: Psylliodes chrysocephalus
Lineage: Eukaryota; Metazoa; Arthropoda; Insecta; Coleoptera; Chrysomelidae
Source: the annotation of a GenBank genome assembly
CACUGUCGGUAGAAAUCUAGCGACAAACAGUGUCGGUUGUAUUGAACGAACAUGAUGUAUGGAACUUUUUAUAUAUUAUCGUGAUGAUUUUCAGUCAAAAACAUUUACCGCUAUUUUUUGUUAGAGUUCUCAUAGUUUUUGCUAAUUUUGGAUUUCCCUGGGCACAAGACAACAGAGAAUAUAAAAUAGGUGCAAUUUUUGAUGAAUCUAACUCCAAUCAAGAACGAGCUCUAAAAGAAGCUGUAAGAGAAAUUAAUGAAUUCGAUGAAGAUAUAAACUUAAGUCUCCUAAUAAAACGAAUUCCAAGGGAUAAUCCGUAUGAAGCCACCAAGGCAACUUGCGACCUUCUAGAAGAUGGGAUUGUCGGAAUUUUUGGGCCUUUUUCAGAAGACAACUCCAAUACCGUACAAUCUAUCUGUGAUUUGAAAGAAAUUCCUCAUAUAGAGGUAAGAUGGGACGACUACCCCCAAAAUGGAACAUUAGUAAAUUUACAUCCCUAUCCAGAUACACUCACCAAGACCUAUUACGACUUGAUCGUGUCGUGGGGAUGGAAAAAUUUUGUAAUUUUAUAUGAAAAUAACGAAAGUCUGCAGAGAGUGGGAGAGCUUACCAAACUUUUUGAGCCAAAGACAAACAGAAUAGUGAUGAGACAGUUGAAUUCCGUUAAGUCUGGAGGAAAUUAUAGACCCGUUCUAAAGGAAGUGUGGCGGUCUGGUGCCACUCAUUUCUUGCUAGAUUGUAGCAUUGAGAUACUCGAAGACGUGCUAAGACAAGCGCAACAAGUAGGACUGAUGACCAGCAAACAUAACUUCAUUAUCACUAAUCUGGAUUUGCACACAAUUGAACUAAUGCCUUACCAGUACAGUGAAACGAACAUUACUGGGAUGCGUUUCCUCGAUCCUGAAAAUGUGAACUUAACAGAAAAAGCAACAAAUAUUUACGAAUCUGAAAAUUUUCAAAUUUUCAUGGGCUACAGACUAAGACUUUCAGAAGCUUUAACAUACGACGCGGUGAAAAUGUUUGCAAAUGCAUUAAAGGCUUCAGAACCUCUGGUAGAACCAACAAAGAUUAGUUGCUAUAAUGGAAACGAUAAACUAAGAUCUGGAACGACUAUUGUUAAUAUGAUGAAAGGUUUGGAAUAUCCAGGUCUAACAGGAGUAAUUAAAUUCGACAUAAAGGGUUUCAGAACUAACUUUGGAUUGGAUAUUUUUGAAUUAAUGGAAGGAGGACAAACUGUUGUUGGACAUUGGAAUUCUUCGAAAAUUCCACCUCUUAAUAUUUCGCGUAUUAAUAUCCCUCCAGAAUUUGAUAGCGACGAUAUAAGAAAUAAAACAUUUAAAGUUAUGAUAACAUUGACCGAACCCUAUGGUAUGAGAGUGGACUCCUUGUUACCAUUAUAUGGUAAUGACCAAUACGAAGGAUUCGCAGUGGACAUAAUUAAAGAACUGGCAGCAAUUAGGGGCUUCAAUUAUACUUUCCUCGUAAGAGAAGAUAUGAAGAAUGGUGAACAGGACGCCAAAACUGGAAAAUGGAAUGGAAUUAUUGGAGAUCUCAUUGAUGGUGUAUCAGAUUUGGCCAUAUGUGAUUUGACCAUAACUAUGAAAAGAGCUCAAGCAGUAGAUUUUACUGGACCAUUUAUGAUGUUAGGUAUAAGUAUAUUAUACACAAAACCAACGAAAGCACCACCAAGUUUCUUCUCGUUCGCUGAUCCUUUUGCGUUUGAAGUUUGGAAGUUACUGAUUGUUUGCUGGGUAGGAGUGGCCCUGAUCCUGUUCAUCCUCGGCAGGAUUUCGCCUACGGAAUGGGAGAAUCCUUAUCCCUGCAUUGAAGAACCAGAAUACCUAGUAAAUCAGUUGGAUUUAAGAAACUGUGUUUGGUUUAUAACUGGUUCUAUUAUGCAACAGGGUUCUGAGAUUGAAUUAAAAUCUAUCUCUACCAGGAUGAUUGCCGGAAUGUGGUGGUUUUUUACUCUCCUAAUGGUUUCCUCCUACACUGCAAGUUUGGCUUCCUUUUUGACCACUGAAAAACCAGAUCCUCAUUUUGAAAAUCUCCAUGAACUUGUUGAAAAUGCUGAGGCGAAACAUAUCAGAAUAGGUGCUAAAGACGGUGGAGCAACAGAAUCAUUUUUCAAGGAUAAAUAUGCGGCUGACGAAAACGGUGAUUUUGGCAAAGCCUAUAAAUUAAUGAUGAAAAGCAGAGAAUUCCUAAAAAUCAAAGAAAACAAAGACGGCGUAGCUGAAGCUCAAAAAGGAUAUUAUGCUUUUUUCAUGGAAGACCAAUCUAUUGAAUAUGAAACUCAAAGGAAAUGUGACCUAACUCAAGUUGGAAACAAAUUAGAUGAGAAGGGAUAUGGUAUUGCUAUGAGAAAAAAUUCUACAUAUCGAAAUAGUUUAAGUACAGGAAUUUUGAAAUUACAAAAUAACGGAAAGCUGGCAGAACUGAAAAGAAAAUGGUGGGAAGAACGCAAAGGAGGGGGUCAGUGUUAUGAUGAUGGUGGCAGUUCCGAUGCAACACCACUGAAUUUAUCAGGUGUAGAAGGUGUAUUUUGGGUUACGAUAGGUGGUACCAUUUUAGCAAUAUUUUUUGCAAUUUUGGAAAAUUCCAUGUAUAUACUCAAAAAGUCGAGAAGGACAGGAGUCCCAUUUUUGGAAACACUAAAGGAUGAAACCAAAUUUUAUUUCAGAUUUGGUGAAAUGGAAAAAGAAGUUGGAAUGACCGAAGAAAGCACAAAAGAAGGAUCAGAAGAAAACGGUGAAAUACCAUACGGAUUUGUACAAAAGGAAGGUAGCGCUGAAACAAUACAAAGUAAAAAAAGUAAAAAGAGAAGAAGCAGGAGCAGAAGAAGCAGAAGUAAAAGAAGCAGGACAAAUAUGGAGUUAAGACCUCCUAGCGUUAGAUCUCCUAGCCGGAAACCUCCUAGCGUCAAUAGUAAUCAAACCGGCUGGUUAAAUAAUGAAAACUAAUUUAAUUACAAUUUGUAUUCAAUUUAUUGGUAAAAUGUAGUUUUAGUCGUUAAACCAAACCAUUGUUUUAGG